Messenger RNA from Tupaia belangeri chinensis (Chinese tree shrew), 983 nucleotides. Its product is annotated as serine/threonine-protein kinase tousled-like 2. The transcript is spliced from 7 exons. Bases 275 to 730 code for a protein of 151 amino acids. NCBI's taxonomy places the organism in Eukaryota, Metazoa, Chordata, Mammalia, Scandentia, Tupaiidae. The record is from RefSeq and is a predicted model, not a curated record.
GCCUGCUUUUUCCUUUUCCAGUAGAAAUGAUGGAAGAAUUGCAUAGCCUGGACCCACGACGGCAGGAAUUACUAGAGGCCAGGUUUACUGGAGUUGGUGUUAGUAAGAUGAGAAGACCACAGCUCAUAGAACUUAAGUGAUUUGCCCAGUUUCAUACAAUGGUUCAGUGACUCAGUCCCACACCUAGCUGACUUUACACUGUUGGUACCAGCUGUUCUCAAUCAUUUUUCUAUUGGUUACACCCCGGGCCAUCCCAUUCUUUCCCACCUAGGAAAUGCAAGGGCCACUCAAUAGUGAGUCUUCCAACCAGAGCUUGUGCAGUGUGGGGUCCUUGAGUGAUAAAGAAGUAGAGACUCCUGAGAAAAAGCAGAAUGACCAGCGAAAUCGGAAAAGAAAAGCUGAACCAUAUGAAACUAGCCAAGGGAAAGGCACUCCUAGGGGACAUAAAAUUAGUGAUUACUUUGAGUUUGCUGGGGGAAGCGGGCCAGGAACCAGCCCUGGCAGAAGUGUUCCACCAGUUGCACGAUCCUCACCGCAACAUUCCUUAUCCAAUCCCUUACCGCUUCAGGGAUACACUCCCCCACGAAACGAGAGCAUUGCGGUGGGCGUGUCACAGUGCUGUGGUGGGUGCAGAGUGCUGAUCUUGAUGUGGACUCUGCGCAUGGAUUUACAAACAACAUUCACUUGGCAGGAUCAUUUUUUUGUUUGUUUGUUUCAUUUUCUGAAAUGAAAAUGUUUGAUAGUUAAUCCUAAUAAAGGGAUUCAUGCCGAUGACAAAAGCUCUACAAUUCAGAUAGUUCCCUCCAGAAGAACUGUUAUUAAAGUGUAUAGUAGGCAUGUAUUUCUAGAGCUUUCUUGGAUGUGUAUACUCAUGGAUGUGUACAUAAUAGAUUUCCUCAUUUUUCACUAUUAAUCAAUAUCCCGUACACUUCUGUAUUCUAUAAUUAGUGUUAUCAUGAAUGCCUUUUUAUUUACUUCUGUAC